AUGCAAUUGUUUAUAAAGACGAUUACCGGCAAGACCACAUGUCUGGUAGUGGAGCCUGUGGACACCAUUGUCAACAUAAAAGCAAAAGUUCACGAGAAGGAGGGCAUUCCCUUCGACCAGCAACGCCUCAUCUACAGUGGAAAGCAAUUGGAAAACGACCGAACCCUUUGGGAUUAUAAUAUCCAAGACAAAGCGACUGUACACCUGGUCCUGCGGCUGCGUGGUGGUAACGACGCCAACUGCCCAAUGCAUGUCAUCGUCAAAACGGUGAUGGGCAAGACUGUAGUGCUGCAAGUGACUCCACGGGACACAAUCGAUAUCGUAAAGACAAAGCUUAAGCAGAAGAUUACAACACCCGAGCACCACAUGCGACUUAUCUAUGCCGGGAUACAGUUGGAAGACAAUCACACCAUCGCCGGAUGUCAGAUAAAAGAAGGUGCUAUAAUCCAUCUCGUACUGCGUCUGCGUGGAGGUGUGUGA
This is a messenger RNA of Sphaeroforma arctica JP610, 480 nucleotides long. RefSeq lists its product as hypothetical. Bases 1 to 480 code for a protein of 159 amino acids. Gene Ontology annotation, molecular function: protein tag activity; ubiquitin protein ligase binding. Lineage: Eukaryota; Ichthyosporea; Ichthyophonida. Gene Ontology annotation, biological process: protein ubiquitination; modification-dependent protein catabolic process. The record is from RefSeq and is a predicted model, not a curated record. Gene Ontology annotation, cellular component: cytoplasm; nucleus. The transcript is spliced from 2 exons.